AUGCCUCGUGACCCAACCUACCACGAUGUGGAGAAGAUGAGACGCCACGCUCUCAAGCCGUACGAUAGACACGCCAGCGACAAUCAAGUGGCCUUAAGCAAUGACGACGACAGUGAUGUUGAGGCAGCUAGCGACGACGAAGGACCUGGCGGCGAUGAUGAUGCCGGCAGUGCUGAGGUUUCCAGCGACGAGAGUUCUAGCGACGACGACGAAGAUGUCACCAACAAUGAAUAUGACAACGAGGGUGAAGAAGCCGAUAGCGAUCAAGAUGCUGACCGCGAGGAAGAAGCCAGCGACGUGCAAGAUGCCAUCGACGACGACGACGACGACGACGACGAAGAAGUCGACUAUGAUGAAGAAGAAGACACGGAAAAGCCCACCAACAUCUUCAACCCAAGUGGCUCCAGCGUAAACUGCACCGACAUGGGCGAAUCCUACGCCUCAGGACUUCCCAACGAAUACAGUCCGCCCCCUAUCGACUCUGGAGGCAGGGACCUGGACGAAUGGAAGGAGCGUCUUGAAGAAAAUGGCUUCAAGGUAUCCGACGAUCCACCAGACGAAGAAUACCUCAGCGGCCCUCGCGAAGCCGCCGUUGCAUACCGCCAUGCUGGUGGCGGUGGGCACGUCGUUGCGAUGGAUGGUGGUUACAAUGAUGCGACGUAUACAUACUCUGAUCAUCAGGGUCGUGUCGAUGAGGAUGUCACGGAGGAAGUGAAUAAAGCAAGGCGCGAGGACCGCAUUGCAGGCUACAUCACGAGGCCGGACUUUGACGAUCGCGAGAGGGAACAGCAGCAGGAGGAUGACUAUGAGGAUGACGAGGAAGAAGAGGAAGGUGAUGAGGACUAUGGUGAUGAUGGAGAUUAUGAGAUGGACAAUGGGUGGAACAAAUACCGGUGA
This is a messenger RNA of Alternaria ethzedia, 897 nucleotides long. RefSeq lists its product as uncharacterized. Lineage: Eukaryota; Fungi; Ascomycota; Dothideomycetes; Pleosporales; Pleosporaceae. The record is from RefSeq and is a predicted model, not a curated record. The transcript has a single exon. Bases 1 to 897 code for a protein of 298 amino acids.